UGCGUAAUGUGUCCCCUUUAAAACAAAUCUGGUGUUUCCCCUCUCAGAUUAAACUAAUGACUGAUUAAAAACACCUGUUUAGUUACAUCUCAUGGAGCCACUCUGUGGUCUGCUGUGGAUCAGUGGCUGCAAACUGGCCAAUCUUCAGGUUUUGUUCCCCUGAAUGCCACACAGGAAGGAUUACAUUGUAAAUGUUCAGUCCUGAGUCAAACUCUCCUCUGUGCUGCUCACUGCUGCUGCUCCCUACGAGGAGGUGAUCGGUGCAACUUUCUCUGCUGCCUCAGCCUGAAAAUCAAAGAUGAGCUGCCCACAGAGUCCCUCUCCAACCAGAUGGUUCAAAGCGCUCCGCAGGAGCAGACUGGGCGAGCCCUGUUUGAAGACACACCCUUUAGAGUGUGUGGAUCUGCUGAGGAGGGCUAGGGAUGCCUUUCAGUCUGGACGGACCUUGAAAGAAGACUUCAGACUGGCCCAGCUGGAGGCUGUGGUGCGUAUGCUGGAGGAACACGAGUGUGACUUUGUGAAUGCUCUUGGAAGAGACCUUCGCAAGCCACGAUUUGAAACAGUUGUGUUUGAGUUGAUCACUGUCAAGAAUGAGGCUCUUCACGCCAUCAGCAACCUUAAGAAGUGGAUGCAGCCGCAGCCUGUGGAAAAGAACCUGUCCACCACCCUGGACGAGUGUCUGGUGAUCCGGGAGCCACUGGGGGUGGUGCUGAUCAUGGGGACCUGGUGCAGUCCAGUGCAGCUGUGUCUGGUGCCGCUGGUUGGGGCCAUUGCUGCAGGAAACUGUGCACUCAUCAGUCCAUCAGAGUACACUGUGCACACAGCAGAGCUCCUCCACCGCCUCGUCCCCUUCUACUUGGACAAUGAAUGCUUCCAUGUAAUUCUCGCAGGCAUUAGUGACUUGCCUGAGAUUGUGGAGCUCAAAUUCAAUCACGUUUUCUUCACAGGAAGCAGAGAGGAGGGCAGCAGGAUUGCUGUGGCUGCAGCUCGAACGCUCACACCCGUCACUCUGAUUCUGGAUGGCAAGAAUCCCUGUUAUGUGGAUCAGCACUGUGACAUCACAUCCACAGUGCAGCGCAUUGCUUGGGCCCGUUUCCACAAUGCGGGUCAGAGCUUACUGGCUCCCAGCUACAUUUUAUGCCACACAGGUGUAAAAGGGCAGCUGGUGCAGGCUCUGAAAUGCUGUCUGAUGCAGUUUUACGGUCCUGAUCCUAGAGAGUCCCGCAGCUUUGGGCGCAUGGUCAAUUUGGAGAUCUUCAACCGUAUGAGAGACAUGUUGUGGAGGUCAGGCAAGGUGGUGGUUGGUGGGCAGGUGACUGAGGCAGAGAAGUAUAUUGCCCCAACAGUUCUAACAGAAGUGGCAGAAUCUGACCCCAUCAUGCAACAGGACGUGUUUGGCCCAGUUCUUCCAAUUCUGACAGUAAAUGAUGUGGAUGAAGCAAUUGCUUUUAUUAACAAGAAGGAGAAGCCCCUCUGUGUGUAUGCAUAUUCCACUAACAGUAAGGUCAUCUCAAGAUUAAUGAGCGAGACUUCAAGUGGAAGCUUUUGCUCCAACGACUGUAUCUUGCAGAGUUUGAUGGUGGCCUUGCCUUUGGGUGGAGUGGGUGCUUGUGGAAUGGGAUCCUUCCACGGCCGCUACAGCUUCGACGCGUUCUCUCACAGCAAAGCAUGCUUGCUAAGAGGCACACGGUUUGAAUGCAUCACCUAUCUGCGUUAUCCUCCAUAUGAAGACCGCAAUCUGUCUCUAAUGACCUGGGCCUGCACCCUAUCCCAGAAGAGUCAGGGUUGGUGCCAGAUCAUGUGACUGUGAUGGGAAGAAGAUCAUACACACCUGAAAAGCUGCUGCUGGACUAAAACACGAGGAUAUAAUCCACAGGGGUCAUGUGACACCCAUCAAGACUUAUAAAAACUAAAUCUUUAACUCCAGUGUGGGAUUAAAAUUAAGGUUUAACUGAUAUUGUCCAAUGAAACUAAGAAAAAAUAAUGUACACAAAACCUUUGAUUUGUGAGCGGACAUUAACAAUUUUAAAACUUUUUUGUAUUUAGUAGAAUUCUGCAUUUAUAACAAAUUGAGUAUCUGCACACACAAGAAAAAAUGAAGAUCUUUGACUUUAGUGUGGUCACUCAGGUCUCUUGUAGAUCUUCUCUUCGCUGCCUUCCUUCAUGGCUGCAUAUCUGGCAAGCGUGAACAAGUAGUCGCUCAACCUGAGACAAAACGGGACACUUGUCAGGCUGGUAGAGAAGAAAAAGAUGAUCCCUUGGCUUUAUUACACAACACUGACCUAUUCAGAUAUUUGGCAACAUCUGGGUCUGCCUCCCCAGAACGUACAACUGGAGUGACACUGUGACAGGAACAUAAAACUGUCAGAGCAGGACAAACAUCUGAAUCGAAUCAAGUUUGUUGGCAGUAAGAGACCUGCGCUCUGCUCUCCUGCAGACUGUCCGAGCAAAGUGCAACGCUGCACUGCUCUUCCCGCCAGACUGUGAGAUACAAACCACACGUAUGAAAAUCUAGACCCUCAUAAAAUCUUUACAGAAGAAAGGAGGCUUACUGGUAAAAUAAAGUUGGUCAGAGGUGGAAGUUCUUCUGUGAAAUGAUCAAUCCAGGUUUCCAAGUCUGUAAUUGGCUGUGCAUUGAACUUAGUUUUCUCUAGCAAAAACAAAUUGAAACAGCACAAUGUCUAAGCACAAAGGGUAGUUUUCGUAAAUGAUACAGAUGAGCCAGAUUUAACCUACUUAUAUGACUUUCUCUUGCAGAUGAGUGAGGGGUAGCGAUGUUGGAGCCCACAUCUUGAAGAACGCACUGUAUCUGCAGUUAUAUAACAAAACAUCUCAUCUCUAGUGCAUGCACAAUAUUAACUGAAGUACAAUGUAAAAUCCAAACCUUGUCCAGCUGGUGUGUGAAUGUGUGACCUCUCUCAAGGCAGAAUUCUCUGGCCAGGCUGUAAAUUAAGACGGGAUGGUAGGAUUAUUCUACAGAGUAUAAAAUAUAUAUCACAAAUCUUAUAAAUAAAUUUUCACCAUGGUGACUUUAUAAUUUUUGUUUAAUUUUAACUAUUUAAAUGCAGACAUUUAAUUAAUAGGGUUUUAGGCUUCUAUUUGAUGUGAAAUGUUUUUUUUAAUAAAAUGUGCAGAAUAAAAACAUGCUACCCUA
Messenger RNA from Nothobranchius furzeri (turquoise killifish), 3154 nucleotides. RefSeq names its product aldehyde dehydrogenase 3 family, member B4 (gene aldh3b4). Gene Ontology annotation, cellular component: cytoplasm. Gene Ontology annotation, biological process: aldehyde metabolic process. The record is from RefSeq and is a predicted model, not a curated record. Gene Ontology annotation, molecular function: 3-chloroallyl aldehyde dehydrogenase activity; aldehyde dehydrogenase (NAD+) activity. NCBI's taxonomy places the organism in Eukaryota, Metazoa, Chordata, Actinopteri, Cyprinodontiformes, Nothobranchiidae.